AUGUUCCACACUUUGGAUAGCUUCGAUACCGAAUUUUCUGCCGACUCUGUCGAAUGGUGCCCAGCAAAUCCCUUCAGAGAUAUAUUUGUAUGCGGAACGUAUCAAUUAACAAAAGACAGUGAAACAACAUCGGAUAAAUCGGAAUCAUUAAAACGCUUAGGACGAAUGUAUAUGUUUCGAGUCGUAGACAAUGGACGUCUGGUACUGUUACAAAAGCUAGAAGUCCCUGCUGUGUUAGACACGAAAUGGGCACACGUUACGUAUCAAAAUAAAAUUUUACUUGGCGUUGUGAAUUCUAUAGGCUACUUGCAAGUUUAUCAAUUAAAAAUCAUCGAAGAGAAGGAAACUUUGGAAUUAUUAACGGAGAAGAAAAUUUCCCAUAGCGACGACGAAGUUCUCGUCUUAUCUUUAGACUGGUGUUCCGGAAGAUGGAUGGAUAACAACGAAUCGAAUCCAAAAAUUGUAGUUAGCGAUUCGAAAGGUUUUAUAUCGUUAUUCGAAAUAAAUGAAAACGAACUUAACGAAAUUAAUUCAUGGUCCGCGCACGCAUUCGAAGCUUGGAUCGCAGCUUUCGAUUACUGGGAUACGAACGUCAUAUACACGGGCGGCGACGACUGUAAAUUCCAACGUUUCGAUACGAGAGUAGGAAGUGAAUCCACCGCGUUAAGCAAAAUUCAUGGCGCCGGUGUUACGAGCAUUCAUAGUAAUGCGACAAAAGAGUUUUUAUUAUCGUCUGGAAGUUACGACGAAACGUUGAGAUUAUGGGAUACAAGAAACAUAAAACGACCCGUUUCGGAAACCGAUCUUGGCGGUGGUGUGUGGCGUUUGAAAUGGGAUCCAUUCAAGAGAAACUAUUUACUCGCCGCUUGCAUGUAUGGCGGAUUUCGAAUAAUCAACUGCGAGAGAACAGAUGCACCGUCUGUCGUUAGCGAAUACAACGAGCACGAAAGUAUAGCGUACGGAUGCGAUUGGUCCUUUUUAAACAGCGCAGAAAUUGUAAAACGAAUACCCAAAAUGGAAGCAGGAAACGUUUCUUUGAUUGGUACCUGCUCCUUCUACGAUCACGUUUUAAAAUUGUCCGCAACACAUUUAGGGGAUUACUAA
Messenger RNA from Hylaeus volcanicus, 1104 nucleotides. RefSeq names its product diphthine methyltransferase. Lineage: Eukaryota; Metazoa; Arthropoda; Insecta; Hymenoptera; Colletidae. The transcript is spliced from 3 exons. The record is from RefSeq and is a predicted model, not a curated record. Gene Ontology annotation, molecular function: protein binding. The coding region runs from base 1 to 1104 and encodes 367 amino acids.